Messenger RNA from Patiria miniata (bat star), 1103 nucleotides. Its product is annotated as peroxiredoxin-1-like. Gene Ontology annotation, cellular component: cytosol. Gene Ontology annotation, biological process: cell redox homeostasis; removal of superoxide radicals; response to oxidative stress. Gene Ontology annotation, molecular function: thioredoxin peroxidase activity. The transcript has 7 exons. Lineage: Eukaryota; Metazoa; Echinodermata; Asteroidea; Valvatida; Asterinidae. The record is from RefSeq and is a predicted model, not a curated record. The coding region runs from base 239 to 835 and encodes 198 amino acids.
GGUCACCGCACGUGCUGAUCAACUAGACUGGACACUGCACGAUUACAAAGCGUUGCGUUAUGUAUUAUGCACGUAAAUGCCGCAUCAGAUUUUCAUUGUAAAGCUAAAGUUACAUAAAAUCAUAAAAUACAGUCACCGGCACCGUACCGCGUCUCGUUGACAUUGACAGUCAGUCGUCAUUUCAAACAACAGUUACCGACGCAGUAAAAGUUAACCACGCCACACAUCAUUAAUCAUCAUGUCGGCCGGAAAAUGCCAGAUCACCAAACCAGCCCCAGACUUCUCUGGAACUGCUGUCGGACUGAAUGGGGAAUUCAGAGACGUCAAAUUGUCUGAUUAUAAAGGAAAGUAUCUUGUCUUCUUCUUCUACCCGUUGGACUUUACCUUUGUUUGCCCAACGGAGUUGAUCGCUUUCAGUGACCGUGCCGACGAGUUCAAAGCCAUCAACUGCGAGUUGCUGGCCUGUUCCUGUGAUUCCCAAUACAGCCAUUUGGCCUGGACGAACACGCCCCGUAAAAAGGGCGGCAUUGGCUCGAUGAACAUGCCCAUUCUGGCGGACAAGAGCUGCAAGAUUGCCCGAGACUACGGUGUUCUCAUAGAGGAAGAUGGAGUCCCAUUCCGCGGUCUUUUCAUCAUUGAUGACAAGGGUAACCUACGGCAGAUCACCAUCAACGACCUUCCCGUGGGGCGCUCGGUGGACGAGACUCUGCGAUUGGUCCAGGCGUUCCAAUUCACUGACAAACACGGAGAGGUUUGUCCUGCAGGCUGGCGACCUGGCAAGGAGACCAUCAAACCGGAUGUCAAAAAGAGUCAAGACUAUUUCAGCAAGCAAUAAAUAAAAUUAAAAAACUAAAAAAAAAACUUUUAGAUAGGAUUGAACAAGCAUACAUACUCCUAAAUUAUGUAUGUAUAAUUGGCAGUUUAAAUGAGGCACUGUAUUGUUGUAGUUUGGUUUUGAAAGAUUGAUGGAAAAAAAACGUUGCUUGUAUGAAACUUAAUGUUAUGUGUGCACUUUCCUUGCAGGGAAUUUAGUGUGGUUUUAACUUGUAAUGACAUGUGGUAGCAAAGAAUAAGCUGCAUUGGCCUUCUUCCCACGGCAAUGU